AUGAGCAUACCUACUAACACCAAAAUACGACUUUCUUGUUGUAAUGGUGUGAGAAAAGUUGGCAUUUCAGAAAAAAUUAAAGCAAUAAAGGUGCCAGAAAUAGAGAGAAUUAGCCAAAAAUUAAAGGAUUUGAAUGCAAUUCUUAUGAAAAAUAAAGAAAAUG
Messenger RNA from Racocetra persica, 163 nucleotides. NCBI's taxonomy places the organism in Eukaryota, Fungi, Glomeromycota, Glomeromycetes, Diversisporales, Gigasporaceae. The record is from the annotation of a GenBank genome assembly.